UCCCAUUAAUGGACCUCCGCUCCAUUGGUCCAGAAACCCAGCAAGUUCGUUCCCCCCUAAUGAGCUGGGGUCUGCAAUGAAUCUCUAGUCUGCUCUCCUUUCUCUUUACAUAUCUCAUCGUAUUCUUCGUUCAUUAUAUCUCCCACUCAGUCUCUCUCUUUCAUAUCUGUAUUAUUGUGGUUGUUUCUCUGUUUUCUCUGCUCUUCUUCUUCCCCGCAGAACUACCCUGUUUGGUUGUCACAUGAAAAUCCCACCCCAGCAAGAAGCACAUGAUAGUCGCUGUAUGAACGACAACAAUCGCAUUCUCUCGUCCACUCCUAUAUACUCCCAGAAGAACCACAAUGCCAUCUGCACGACCUCCUGCCUCCCUGGCUUCCAGCUCUUCAGAACCAUCCUACUCUCCCCUGCCCGGCGGCGCAACCACUCAUUCCGACGAUCGCGACGACCGUUCUCCAUCCACCACACCCACCGGCAACUCCUCCUCCAAGCCGGCCUCGGCCUCUUCAGUGGCCAACGCACAAGACAAGGACAAGCCGCGGCUCACCGAGCAGGAAAAGAAGAAUAACCACAUUGCAUCGGAGCAGAAACGCCGCGCCGCGAUUCGGGAGGGCUUCGAUCGAUUGACCGAGCUGGUGCCUGGCUUGGAGGGCCAGGGUCGCAGUGAGAGUAUUGUGCUUCGCAAGACGGUGGACUUUAUCCAGCUUCAGCUGCAGGAACGACAGGAAUUGAUUGCGGAGAUUGAGCGUCGUGGAGGGCGCAUUGAUGAUUCGUUUCGCAACUGAUGCUGCCGAGGUCCGAGCGGCAUGCUGUUGUUGAUGAUGAUUAUGACUUGCUUUUGCGGUGGAUGAGACUAUGCAACAUGCGUCACGCGACUCUUAAAUGAUAUUUGGAAAGGAAAAAGUCCGGCGCUGGGUCUUGACCGGUUGGUUGGCAGUGGUGAUAUUGUGCAAUUGCAAUGGGCGAUGGUUGUGGUAAUUUCUUUUUUGGCCUCUACGGAGGCUUCUUGGCCUAGGGUCUUGAGGCGGGAUGGCGUUGUAUUUGGUAUAUAGGGAUGAGAAGGUCCCGAUUGUUACUGUUGAGAUUGUUGCACUGCUGCAUAUAUACAUUGGCGGCAUUAUGAGUUCAGUUAUUUAUUUAGCAGAUACUACAUGUUGAAGCCAGACUGGAAAUGGCAAUUACUGUCAUGCAGC
Messenger RNA from Aspergillus vadensis CBS 113365, 1190 nucleotides. RefSeq lists its product as uncharacterized. Gene Ontology annotation, molecular function: protein dimerization activity; DNA-binding transcription factor activity, RNA polymerase II-specific; RNA polymerase II cis-regulatory region sequence-specific DNA binding. NCBI's taxonomy places the organism in Eukaryota, Fungi, Ascomycota, Eurotiomycetes, Eurotiales, Aspergillaceae. The coding region runs from base 342 to 782 and encodes 146 amino acids. The transcript has a single exon. Gene Ontology annotation, biological process: regulation of transcription by RNA polymerase II. The record is from RefSeq and is a predicted model, not a curated record.